Messenger RNA from Cololabis saira (Pacific saury), 1560 nucleotides. It is a transcript of the gene npy8ar, whose product is annotated as neuropeptide Y receptor Y8a. Lineage: Eukaryota; Metazoa; Chordata; Actinopteri; Beloniformes; Belonidae. Gene Ontology annotation, biological process: G protein-coupled receptor signaling pathway. Gene Ontology annotation, cellular component: neuron projection; plasma membrane. The transcript has 4 exons. Bases 29 to 1162 code for a protein of 377 amino acids. The record is from RefSeq and is a predicted model, not a curated record. Gene Ontology annotation, molecular function: neuropeptide binding; neuropeptide Y receptor activity.
UCAGACCUCUCACCUAUUCCUCCUCAUUAUGUCCAACAUGAGUGCCCUUGUGGGUUUUUGGAAAGCCUCUGACUGGACCGACGCAUCUAAAUGCCAGCCCUCAGUGGGAGGGGCCACUCUGCUGAUCGUGGCCUAUAGUACUGUCAUAGCAAUUGGGUUGCUGGGCAACACAGGCCUAGUGUUCAUCAUCGCUCGGCAGCAGGAGCUGUGCAAUGUCACCAACAUCCUGAUCGCUAACCUGUCGUGCUCGGACAUCCUGAUGUGCCUGGUGUGUCUGCCAGUGACUGUAAUAUACACCCUGAUGGACCGUUGGGUGCUAGGGGAGGCACUUUGCAAGGUGACCCCUUUCGUCCAGUGUAUGUCUGUGACAGUGUCCAUUUUUUCUCUGGUGCUCAUCGCUCUGGAGCGACACCAGCUGAUCCUCCAUCCCACCGGCUGGUCGCCUGCCACUGGACACUCCUACCUGGCCGUGGCUCUCACCUGGCUGGUGGCCUGCUUCAUCUCACUACCCUUCCUCUCCUUCAACAUCCUCACCAGUGACCCCUUCCAGAACAUCAGCCUGCCCACCAAUCCCUUCAGGGAUCAUGUGAUCUGCAUGGAGCUGUGGCCAUCGGACAAACACCGCCUGGCCUACACCACGUCUCUGCUGGUCUUCCAGUACUGCCUUCCUUUGCUGCUAGUGCUGCUCUGCUACCUGAGAAUCUUCCUCCGUCUCCGACAACGCAGAGACAUGCUGGACUGCCGCCGAAGGACUCAAGGGGCCCAAAGGAUCAAUGUCAUGCUGCUUGCCAUUGUGGUGGCAUUCGCUCUGUGCUGGCUGCCCCUCAACGUCUUCAAUGCCCUGUUUGACUGGCACCACCAGGCCUUGCCGGACUGCCAGCAUGAUACUGUCUUCUCUGUCUGUCACCUGACAGCUAUGGCCUCCACCUGCAUUAACCCAGUGGUAUACGGCUUCCUCAACAGCAAUUUCCAGCGCGAGUUUAGGACGGCACUGCAGCGUUGCCGCCGCCACGCCCAUCGAGGUGAGAGCUACGAGAGUUUCCCGCUGUCCACCGUUGGCACGUCUGUCAACAGGAUGGGAUCAACAUGUGUUCCCUCCCCCAGGACAGAAUUCAGCUCAGCAACACCUACCAAGACUCUACCAACCAACACCCAAUGGUGAUAAACCACCACACCACCAUCUGAGAAGAAACAAAAACACUGGAAACAACUGGGAAUUGAUGGAUGGCAGCCAGUGCAGAACAAAUCGAACCAUGCUUGAACAUCUAUAUAACCUUCCUGUUCCAAUUUAUCAGCUUCUUCCAUUGCACCGACUGUUCAGGGUCAGAAUAGAUGAAAAGAAAGGGCAUACAUGGGUAGCAGAUUCAUCUGGACUACAUUUCCCUUUAGAAGACACCACUUCGGAUAAUCAGACCCAAUGUUGAUUUUUUUUGCAAUGGAAACCCUUCCUGACACAACCCUCCCCCUGUAUCUAGAUCAUAAGCUGUUGGACCCUAGAACUGGAUCUAAGGGAUCCCCUUGGUACCCCCAAAGGGAUUGCCAGAGUCCUGGACCCCUUAG